Molecule: messenger RNA, 327 nt
Organism: Pteropus alecto (black flying fox)
Lineage: Eukaryota; Metazoa; Chordata; Mammalia; Chiroptera; Pteropodidae
Gene: GCSAML
Product: germinal center associated signaling and motility like
Exons: 3
Coding region: 1-327 (108 amino acids)
Biological process (GO): regulation of lymphocyte migration; regulation of B cell receptor signaling pathway
Source: RefSeq, a predicted model, not a curated record
AUGCCAGGAACAGAAGUUCGAAUAAACCUGGCUGUAAAACUUAGUGAUCAUUUGGAUAAAGAAGUUUCAUCCAAUUCUAAUCAGGAAAAUGAGAGUGGCAGUGGUUCUGAAGAAGUGUGCUACACUGUCAUUAGUCACAGCUCUUAUCGGAGGCCUUCCUUGAGCUCCAAUGACAAUGGUUAUGAAAACAUUGAUUCUGCCACAAAGAGAGUGAGAUCCUUUAAAGAAGGGCCAGAAACAGAAUACGCCCUUCUCAGGACAACUUGCAGUGCUGGGCCUUCUUCCUGCACCUCCGAUUACGAUUAUGAACUUGUGCUUCCCCACUAG